GUUAAUUUGUUUUGUAGGGACACAGCUGGCCAAGAGCGAUUCAACAGCAUUACCUCGGCUUAUUACAGAAGUGCCAAGGGAAUCAUAUUAGUGUAUGAUAUUACCAAGAAAGAAACCUUUGAUGAUUUACCCAAAUGGAUGAAGAUGAUUGAUAAGUAUGCCUCUGAAGAUGCAGAACUUCUUUUAGUUGGAAAUAAGCUGGAUUGUGAAGUCAACCGGGAAAUUACCCGACAGCAGGGAGAAAAGUUUGCACAACAGAUUACUGGCAUGCGGUUUUGUGAAGCAAGUGCCAAGGACAACUUUAAUGUAGAUGAAAUUUUUUUGAAAUUGGUUGAUGACAUAUUAAAAAAGAUGCCUCUGGACAUAAUGCGGAAUGAGCUCUCCAACAGCAUCCUGUCUCUGCAGCCAGAGCCCGAAGUUCCUCCAGAACUGCCACCACCUCGACCUCCAGUCCGGUGCUGCUGA
Messenger RNA from Staurois parvus, 465 nucleotides. The record is from the annotation of a GenBank genome assembly. NCBI's taxonomy places the organism in Eukaryota, Metazoa, Chordata, Amphibia, Anura, Ranidae.